This is a messenger RNA of Schistocerca piceifrons (Central American locust), 552 nucleotides long. RefSeq lists its product as uncharacterized. The coding region runs from base 1 to 552 and encodes 183 amino acids. The transcript has a single exon. The record is from RefSeq and is a predicted model, not a curated record. Lineage: Eukaryota; Metazoa; Arthropoda; Insecta; Orthoptera; Acrididae.
AUGGUAGGAAACCAAAACAGGAAGAAUGUUGUUUGCUAUAAAUGCAAGAUACCAGGACAUUUAAAAAGUAAGUAUUCUAACAGUGACAAUGAUAAAAGACAAAACAAAACUUCAGGUGUUUUCAGUGCAGUGUUUAUAAGUGGCUUUUUCGACAGAAGUAACUGGUAUGUUGAUUCAGGGGCUAGUGCACAUCUCACAGAAAAUGAAGAAUGGAUGAAAAACAAAGUAACUGAUCUUAACAUGGAUAAAAUGAUGUUUGCAAAUCAUACAGAAAUACCAUUUUUGCGCUCUGUAGAAGUUGAUUUGACAACGGCUGUUGGAAAGAAAUCUUUUUAUAUUACUGUAAAAAUAUUGUGUGCUCCAGAACUAACUAAAAAUUUGCUAUCUGUGAGCGGUUUGAUUGAAAAAGGAUUUUUUUUCGAACUGAAUAGUGACCAGUGCAAUAUUUAUAACAAUCACAAUGAACUAGUUGCAACUGCAGUUCUGAUUAAUGGUGUGUACAAGCUAAAAACUGACAGAGGAAGUGAUAUUUUAGAAAUGAGUACAGCAUGA